GAACGGAACCAGACCACCACUCACCGAGACUCCUGCCUCGACUCGGACUUUCCCGGGAACACCCCUCUCGACCCCACCAGCUGCGGGCACCUUCGGAGACCCACGGACAAAACGGAAAAAAAUACAGUGGGCUACGCUGCAAUGUCUGAGGGAACAAGCCCUGAACCCGCAAACAGCAAAAGCAAACGAAAAAAGGCCUCCAGAGCCUGCGGCCAUUGCCAAAAGGCGCAUUUGACCUGUGACGACCAGCGACCUUGCAGCAGGUGUGUAAAGCGGGAGCUGCAGGAUACCUGUGCGGACGGGCAUAGGAAAAAGGCAAAGUACCUGCUGGACGUUGACGAGGACGAUCUCGACGCCCCCCAAUCGAGCGCAACCUCGCAACAAGACAGAACGCCACCCGACGUGCACGCAACACUCAACCAACAGGAGCAGGUCUCACCACAUAACCAGCAGCAGCAUACGCAGUCCAUACCGCACCCGCCGCCACCGCCACCGGUUCAACUUGAGUACUCGAAUCAGCAGCAGCAGCAGCAGCAACAGGCGCCGCCACAUAUACCCGCUGGAGUUAGAUACCAAGUAGUGCCAAACAUGGCGCAACAACAGAGUCAGCCAGCAAUAUCAGGACUGGGAUCCAUACAACAGUCAGUGCCGAAUGUCGUCCCACCAAACGCAUUACUCAACUUCCCAAUGGCGUCCGAUUUCAAUUUCGGAUCGGAGGCGGUCAACCUGGAAUACUCCUUUCUCUCCAAUAUGUUGGGCACGGCACCUAUGGGCGACCCAAACACCUUUUCGAUGAGCGAUAUGUUGGGACAACCCACUGACUUGCAACAACACCAACACCAGCAUCAACAUCCAUCUCAGCAGCCGAACGCAUAUAAUCAGGGCAUGCCCGCCAACAACAUGGCUCUGCACACAAGCAUGUCGCCCAACCAACCGAUGGAGAACUCAUACAGGGACAAUCGGCCGGCUGCCGUGUACAAAUCGGUGUUGCAGCCCUACGAUUAUCGCGAAGGGUUCCAUUACCUCGUGCGAUAUGUGAAGGAGCGGAUGGAGAAGAACGAUAUUAUGAGGAUUUGUCGGGCGCUGGCGCAAUUCAGACCGUCGUUUAUGGCUCAGAUUAUGAACUUGUCGGAAGAGGAUCUGGUGUUUAUGGAGAAGUGUUUCCAGAGGACUAUCAUGGAAUUCGACAAGCUGAUAGGUUUCUCGGGCACACCCACCGUCGUCUGGCGGCGCACGGGCGAAAUCGCGCUAGUCGGCAAAGAAUUCUCCAUCCUCACGCAAUGGUCACGCGACCAGCUGCUCGGCAGCUCCACUACCAAAAAAACCUACAUCUACGAACUAAUGGACAACGCGUCCGCGGUCGAUUACUGGGAGAAAUUCAGCCUGAUUGCGUUUGAUAACUCGCAGCAGAGUAUGAUGACGACGUGUACGCUGGUGUCGCCGAGUGGACGGCCGGUGCCGUGUGCGUUUUGUUUUACGAUUAAAAGGGAUAUUUUUGAUGUGCCAUUGGCGAUUGUGGGGAAUUUCCUGCCGCUGUUCCGACCGGUCUAGGUGGUGGUCCGCCCGCAUUUCGAUUGAUAUUCUUCGGCUCGAUGUUACCCUCUGUUGAUGUGGGAGUUGGUCAGUCGUUUUUG
Fimicolochytrium jonesii is the source of this 1634-nucleotide messenger RNA. RefSeq lists its product as uncharacterized. NCBI's taxonomy places the organism in Eukaryota, Fungi, Chytridiomycota, Chytridiomycetes, Spizellomycetales, Powellomycetaceae. The coding region runs from base 142 to 1551 and encodes 469 amino acids. Gene Ontology annotation, molecular function: RNA polymerase II transcription regulatory region sequence-specific DNA binding; zinc ion binding; DNA-binding transcription factor activity, RNA polymerase II-specific. The transcript is spliced from 7 exons. The record is from RefSeq and is a predicted model, not a curated record. Gene Ontology annotation, cellular component: nucleus. Gene Ontology annotation, biological process: cellular response to starvation; regulation of DNA-templated transcription.